AUGUCCGGUGCAGCCGCCUGCGUGGGCGUCAUCCGAGCCGCCGCCGGCCUAUCGCUGCCCCUAAACAUAACGGCACUGCUGCCGCUGUGCGAGAACAUGCCCUCCGGAAUGGCGGCCAAGCCUGGCGACGUGGUGUCCCUCCUCAAUGGAAAAACUCUCGGCUUCGUGGACGUCAGCAAGGCUGGUGUGAUGGCCAUGGCCGAUCCCUUGCUCUACGCCCAGACGAUCUACAAGCCGCGCAUGGUCGUGGACAUUGCUACAGUGGGCUACGCCGUCUGCCCAGCGCUGGGCGGAGCAGCAGCCGGGAUUUUCAGCAAUUCGAACUUCGUCUACAAGCAGUUCGAGAAGGCCGGUGCCCUUACGGGGGAUCGCGUUUGGCGUCUGCCCCUGUGGCGCUACUUCAAGGAGCUGAUCAUGCCGAACGAGACCUUUGACAUCAGCAACCGCGGACGUGGCCCCGCCUCCAGCUGCAUCGCUGCCGCCGUUCUGCACGAGCUGGUGCCGUGCGUCGACUGGGCCCACCUGGACAUCCGCAACGCGGGCAUGCUGACGCGCUACAAUCCGCUCCCAUAUUUGCUGAAGGACCGCAUGACUGGCCGUCCCACUCGCACCAUCGUUCAGUUUCUGUUUCAGAUGGCUUGCCCCGACGGCAAGUAA
Molecule: messenger RNA, 657 nt
Organism: Drosophila miranda
Lineage: Eukaryota; Metazoa; Arthropoda; Insecta; Diptera; Drosophilidae
Product: cytosol aminopeptidase-like
Exons: 1
Coding region: 1-657 (218 amino acids)
Biological process (GO): proteolysis
Cellular component (GO): cytoplasm
Molecular function (GO): manganese ion binding; metalloaminopeptidase activity
Source: RefSeq, a predicted model, not a curated record